UCUGGUUGUCCUGAAAUUCACUCUGUAGACCAGGCUGGCCAGAACUGCCUCUGCCUCUUGAGUGCUGGGAUGAAGGUCGCACCAUCACUGCUUGGCCUGGCUCCUCCCACUAUUGACACUAGGUUCUGACCAUGCAUUUCCUGUUCUCAGGAAGGGGUCUGCCUCCCUUUGUCAGCCCCUAGGAUAGUUUGCUAGCGGCCCUACAUAAAAGUGCCCUACUGGCCCAGGAGCCUAGGAACUCCAGCAAAACUCCGCGCAGGCACGCAGUAGGACGCCUGCUUCAGCAUGGAUGAAGAAGACAGGCUCUUUUUCUCGUUCACACAAAGGAACCACACGGAUCAGCCAGCGCUCAGGCUUACAUGCCAGAAUAAGUGCAAAGACGCCUCAGCACUUCCUCGCCUCUCACUGGCUUGCCUGCUGCCUCCACCCCUGCAGGUGCAGAAGUACAAGGUGCGCUGUGCAGCGGAGCUGGGUGAGAUCUUGCUGUUGCGUCUGCACAAGGAACGCUUCGCUUUCUUCUGCAAGGACCCCUGGUACUGCAGUCGAGUCAGCGUCACGACCCCAGAUGGCACCGUUAUUCACUUCCCCAGCUAUCAAUGGAUCGAGGGCUAUUGCACCGUGGAGCUGCGACCAGGAACAGCAAGAACCAUCUGUCAGGACUCUCUCCCCCUCCUUCUGGACCACAGGAAACGGGAACUCCAGGCCCGCCAGGAAUGCUAUCGCUGGAAGAUCUACGCCCCCGGUUUCCCGAGAAUGGUGGAUGUCAGCAGCUUUGAGGAGAUGGAGUCAGAUAAGAAAUUUGCCUUGACCAAGACAGUCCCUUGUGCAGACCAGGAUGACAACUCUGGGAGCAGGUACCUGCCUGGCUUGCCCAUGAAGGUUGACCUUCCAUCUCUGCUGCACAUGGAGCCCAACAUUCGCUACUCAGCCACCAAGACAGCCUCGCUGAUCCUCACCGCCAUUCCUGUAUCCUUGGGAAUGAAUAUUCGUGGUCUGCUACACCGCAAGGGCUCCUGGAAGAAGCUGGAUGACAUCCGGAACAUCUUCUGGUGUCACAAGACCUUCAUCUCAGAGUACGUCACAGAGCACUGGUGUGAGGACAGCUUCUUCGGGUACCAGUACCUGAAUGGUGUCAACCCUGUCAUGCUCCAUUGCCUCUCCAGCUUGCCAAGCAAGCUGCCUGUCACCAAUGACAUGGUGGCACCUUUGCUGGGACCAGGCACCUGCCUACAAACAGAGCUAGAGAGGGGGCACAUUUUCCUAGCGGAUUACUGGAUCCUGGCGGAGGCCCCUGUCCAUUGCGUAAACGGCCGCCCACAGUACGUAGCCGCUCCGCUUUGCCUGCUGUGGCUCAACCCGCAGGGGGUGCUGCUGCCGCUGGCCAUCCAGCUCAGCCAGACACCCGGACCAGAGAGCCCCAUCUUUCUGCCCACUGACUGCGAGUUGGACUGGCUGCUGGCCAAGACGUGGGUGCGCAACUCUGAGUUCUUGGUGCACGAGAACAACACGCACUUUCUGUGCACGCAUUUGCUGUGCGAGGCCUUCUCCAUGGCCACACUGCGUCAGCUACCUCUCUGCCAUCCAAUCUACAAGCUCCUGCUUCCCCACACUCGCUACACGCUGCAGGUGAACACCAUCGCAAGGGCCACGUUUCUCAACCCAGAAGGCCUCGUGGACAAGGUCACGUCCAUCGGUCGGCGCGGCCUCAUCUACCUCAUGAGCACAGGGCUGGCCCACUUGACCUACACGGAUUUUUGCCUUCCGGAUAGCCUACGGGCUCGCGGCGUCCUGAACAUCCCCAACUACCACUACCGGGACGAUGGCCUCAAGAUCUGGGCGGCUAUUGAGAGGUUUGUCUCAGAGAUCGUGAGCUACUAUUACCCCAGUGAUGCCUCGGUGCUUCAGGAUUCUGAGCUGCAGGCCUGGGUGGGUGAGAUUUUUACUCAGGGAUUCCUCGGCCGGGAGAAUUCAGGCUUCCCAAGCCGGCUGUGCACUCCAGGAGAGCUCGUGAAGUAUCUCACUGCAAUCAUCUUUAACUGCUCCGCCCAGCACGCUGCAGUCAAUAGUGGGCAGCAUGACUUUGGGGCCUGGAUGCCCAAUGCCCCAUCAACUAUGAGGCAGCCCCCUCCUCAGACUAAGGGGAACACAACGAUGAAGAGUUACCUAGACACCCUCCCAGAAGUGAACACCACCUGUAGCAGCCUUCUCCUCUUCUGGUUGAUCAGUCAGGAGCCCAAGGACCAGGAAAUGAUACUUGAUCUCCAAGGACACACAUAGAAGCAAAUGCCCUUUAGCGGCUAGAUUAUAACUUCUAUGUGAUUUACAAGUCAUCCAUCCAUCCAUCCAUCCAUCCAUCCAUCCAUCCAUCCAUCCAUCCAUCCAAUCACACAUUCAUCCACCAACCACUCAUUGAUCCACCCAAGCAUUAAACAUGGGGUUCCUCCCACGUCAGCAUAGUGCUUGAUGCUAGGUAUAUAAGGUUGAAUGAGACCCCCCACACACCCUCUUGACACCGUCAUGUGACAUACAGGUGAAUGAAGAGGGACAUCAGAGUAUUGUUGGAAGUACUCCUAUAUUAAUCCUCCAUUCAAGAUCUCUUCCUGAGCACUCAUGGUGUACCAGGCAUUGGUGGGAAGCAACGCAUAUUGUUGAGUACUGGGAUAGAGGCAAGGAUAGAGCCUUGUGAAACCCAAGAAAGCUUCACGGAGUAGGUGACAUACAAGCUGAAACCUGUGGGACAAGUAGGAGUUUGGCAGACAGAGGAGGGCCAACGUUGGUUUCUAGGCAAAGGGAGGGACACCCAGGAGUGGAAGGGAGAGUCUCGCGUGUUCUUAUGAUCGCCGAGGAAGUGACACAGCAGGGCAGGGUGAAGGGUAAGGUGGGACUUGACAGAGUUCUUAUUCAGAGGACAAUGAGGCCACUCAAGGCUUCUAAACGAGAAGUGACAUGACUUAAUUUGUUACGGCAAGGGUGUUCAGACUGGCUGAGAGGGACAGGUUUGGAGAGAGGAGACGAGGCAGCUAAGGAGUUGAGGCUAAAGUGAGCAGCGAUUGAAUCAUCGGUUACCAUCACGGCCAUUCACAUACUGCCUUGUCCCAUCACGCCACUCUGACUUCUUGAUCUUGCCUCCAAGCCAGGGUCACGAGUCACCUGUGAACGCCCUCAUUUCUCAUGGUUGGCUUUGUUUGGCUAGAAAUAUGGCAGAUUUUUUUUAAAAAA
Peromyscus leucopus (white-footed mouse) is the source of this 3219-nucleotide messenger RNA. RefSeq names its product arachidonate lipoxygenase 3 (gene Aloxe3). Gene Ontology annotation, molecular function: oxidoreductase activity, acting on single donors with incorporation of molecular oxygen, incorporation of two atoms of oxygen; iron ion binding; protein binding. The transcript is spliced from 14 exons. NCBI's taxonomy places the organism in Eukaryota, Metazoa, Chordata, Mammalia, Rodentia, Cricetidae. Gene Ontology annotation, biological process: lipid oxidation; linoleic acid metabolic process. The coding region runs from base 286 to 2277 and encodes 663 amino acids. The record is from RefSeq and is a predicted model, not a curated record.